Molecule: messenger RNA, 1191 nt
Organism: Theileria orientalis strain Shintoku
Lineage: Eukaryota; Apicomplexa; Aconoidasida; Piroplasmida; Theileriidae
Exons: 2
Coding region: 1-1191 (396 amino acids)
Source: RefSeq, a predicted model, not a curated record
AUGUAUAAUUCACGUAAUACGACCCGCCAACAGUCCAGAUUUGACCUUUCUAAGUUUUGGGCAUUUCGUUUGAUUAAUAUUUUGUUCACUGUCUCAAUUUUCUUAAUAGUUUCCUUAUUGGUUAUUCCAAUUCCCUUUUUUCAUAAAUUAAGACUGCCCACAAUCAUUGAUUUAGAUUUUAAUCAAACUUCCUACUCCCAUGCCAUCAAGUUGACCACCCGGAAGUUGCCCGGCAACGUAUUAUCAGUCUCUUUCACAACACAUAACUCGGACCAUAUUAUAGGAGCGACCACCUUCGGGGAUCUCACGCUAACAAGAAACCAAACGUCAAUAGCGCGGUUCGUCAACGCCCACUACCAUGAGAGGAGGAAGGGCUUGCCUUACCGAGUCCUGGUGGUGGACGUGUACAAGCGAGCCUACGUGUUCAGAAGGUUCAUAUCGAACAAGUACGAUGGACCGAAGUAUAAACAAAUAGAGGGCUGGACGUACGUCAUGAACGCAGACGCCAGGGAGCAGGAGCACGUUGUGUUGUCAAACCUGAUGUCAAACAACCUCAACUACGUGUAUAAAACGCAAUACGAGGACAAAAGCGGAAAGAUAAUAACUCACUACAUCACGGACCCGUACCAUCUCUUCAGCCAAGUGUGGGCUGGCUCGAGGCUCCUCAACCUGGACGCCUUCCCAACUAAUCGCAUAAUCACAACAGUGUACCAUGGACCCUCAGAUUCAUAUAAAAUCAUUAUCACUUCAUUCAACAGGACCACCUCAGAACCACAUAAUAAAGUAUUAUAUUGCUUCGGUGAAUGUCUAACGUAUUACAACACGACGGACUUCUUUACCUUCUUCGACCUGGACAUUGACGAUGAAACAUUCGCAAUCGACAGGUUCGAAGAGCCGAAGAGCGAGCCUGUGAUGUACAAGUACGAUCAGCACAAGGCACCAGGUCUGGUAAUAUUCGACUACAAGCACGAAGGAUAUAAAUACGAAAUAGUGUUCGGAGAUCACAGCGACACAUACGUCAGUCCGAAUGUAGGCCCCUUUGCAGAGCAGCUACUGGAGCUUAAGCCAGACACACUCGAUAGGAUUCUGCUGCUAUCGUACCCUCCGAAGGAGCCGAUACCGCCGAACUAUUAUAUCUUCGAUCGAAUGGAGUUGUACAACAAGUUCGUAUGCCUGUUCCAUAUGGAUUGA